ACUUGUGACUAGUGAGAUCUGGUGUGUGCAUGCGUGGUGCGAGUUUCGUGGGUUAUUUCUUACUUUACAGAUCGGACAAGCCUGCUUAAGAUGACGACCAGUCCGGUGACAGCCAGUCUGGACCGGGUGCCAGACCAGGUGGGAUAUCUGGUCAUGAACGAGGAUGGAGCUGUCAUGGCUUCUUCAGGAGAGUUAGAGAAUGACGAGGCAGCGGCAGGAGUGAUUAUGAAGAUGGUGGACGUGGCGCUCAGACUACAGACCGGCACAGACAAACAGGAACCCUUCAAACGAUUAUCAGUGAUCUACCAUGAGCACAUGUACAUGGUCACCAUUUCCAACCAGAAGAUCUAUGUCAGCAAGAGAACAAAUGAGCAUCAUGAACCCAUCACUGUCUAGCACGAAUGGCACAUUUCCACUUCUUAUUUUGCUUUUUGUUUUUUAAACAGCAAUUUAUUGACUACUAUGUAUAAUCAUACAGGUGCAACAUAUGUGACAAUAUGCAUUUCAGUUGCAUAAUUAGCACAAUUAGAGAUACAACUAGUCUCUUGACUAGACAUGCACUACAUAUAACUUUGUAGUCGUUUCUCAAAUAACAAAAUCAUGUGAAUUUGAAAUCUUCUCAAAUGUUUUGAAGGGGUUCUGUUUCAUAUCUCUUUCUCCAUACUGGUCAUCCUAAGCAUAAUGGCUAUCCUAAUCA
This is a messenger RNA of Branchiostoma belcheri (Belcher's lancelet), 697 nucleotides long. Its product is annotated as ragulator complex protein LAMTOR4-like. The coding region runs from base 91 to 396 and encodes 101 amino acids. Lineage: Eukaryota; Metazoa; Chordata; Leptocardii; Amphioxiformes; Branchiostomatidae. The transcript is spliced from 4 exons. Gene Ontology annotation, molecular function: guanyl-nucleotide exchange factor activity. Gene Ontology annotation, cellular component: Ragulator complex; lysosome. The record is from RefSeq and is a predicted model, not a curated record. Gene Ontology annotation, biological process: cellular response to amino acid stimulus; positive regulation of TOR signaling.